CCCUAGAUACGAAGCAUGAAGUACUCAAGAGCCAUCUAUUUAUCUCAAGUGUCAUGCAGUUUACCGAUCCGUUUCAGGACUACGCAUUCUCUCCUUCACGGCUUUCAUAUUCACUCUCUUCCUUCCAUCUAAUUCUCGGAUACCUCCUACGACGUCGCACGGCCUCUCUCUACAGAUACCCAUAGAUAUUAAUUCGAUUUCUCCAAUCGCGUUUUCAGUGUUUUUUUUUUUUGUGUUCCUUCCCUUUUGAGGAAAUCUACGGGGGACAAUUUAUGCAGCCUAGGGUUUCUAUGAUGCCGCCGCCGCCUACAACCUUCUCGGCGAAGCAAGAGUUCGACACGCCCACGAACAAUCUGUGGGUUGGCAAUCUCACCCCCGACGUGACUGAAGCCGAGCUCACCGCUCUGUUUGAAAGGUACGGCCAGGUUGACAGCAUAUCCUCUUACUCCGUCCGCAGCUAUGCCUUCGUCCACUUCAAAACCCUAAAAGAUGCCAUGGCCGCCAAGGAGGCGCUGCAGGGAACAUUGCUCCGCGGGAAUCCUCUUAAGAUUGAAUUCGCGAAACCGGCUAAGCCCUGCAAAAGCCUGUGGGUUGCUGGGGUAGGCCAGUCUGUUUCUAAAGAAGAGUUGGAGGAACUUUUUAAAAAAUUUGGAAAAGUUACAGAAUUCAAAUUCGCAAGGGACCGGAAUACAGCUUAUAUUGACUAUGCUCGAUUGGAAGAUGCAACCGAAGCACUUAAAAAUAUGAAUGGAAAGCAGAUAAAUGGAGACCAGAUUCGUGUGGAUUAUCUCAGGUCACACCCUGCAAGAAGGGAGCAAGGUCCUGACAUUCCGAAAGAGGGACAGUUUCCUUACAGAGGUGUUCCACAUACACAAGAUUAUAUGAAACCUUACUCUGGCCCAUUUCAUGCUGGGUCCAAAAGGCAACACUUUGAGCCACAAUUCCAGCCGCCUAUUGGGGGCAGAGAUUGUCAGCCAAGUAAGAUCUUGUGGAUAAGCUAUCCUCCCUCUGCUCAUAUUGAAGAUGACAUGCUUCACAAUGCAAUGAUUUUGUUUGGUGAGAUUGAGAGAAUAAAAACAUUUGAUGAUCGGAAUUAUGCGUUAGUUGAAUUUAGGAGUGUGGAAGAAGCAAUUCUUGCCAAGGAAGGGUUGCAGGGAAAGCUUUUUAAUGAUCCCAGAAUAUCCAUUGAGUACUCAAACAGUGGGUUUCCUCCGGCAAGGGAAUAUUUUGCACCCCAUCCAUCACAAGUGGGAGGCAUAUUGGAUCACAAUCACUCACUCCUUCCUAAUAAUAACAUUCAUGGGCUAUUGCCUCGUGGUAUUCACGGUUUCGAUAUGCUGAGGAGGCCUUUGGGCCUCCCUCCUCAAAUCAGGUUAGAUCAUAAUACUCCUGGCUUUGAAUAUCCUAACGUGGCAGCAAUACAUAAAUUGCAAGAAUCAAGUCCUCAUAAUCUGAUGGGUGGACCUGAGUGGGGACGUUCAUCACCUGUACCUGAAGCUUCUCCUACAGGUGUGCCGAAAUUACUGAACAGGCCAGCAGCAUCUAGUGGUUGGGAUGUGUAUGAUGCUUCUGCUUCCCAAGUGCACAGGGAAUCUAAAAGAUCAAGAGUUGACGAUGCCUUGCCUCAUUAUGAUGUUCCGUUUCCCCCUAAAAGAUUGGAUGAUCAAAUAUUAAAAAUUGAUGAACGAUACAAUAUGGGUUCAGUUGGUAACAUUAGGGGAAGGCAUCACCCAGCAGAUGAAAGGGUUACCCCAGGUCAUGAUUAUAUAUGGCGUGGCCUUAUUGCCAAGGGUGGGACACCAGUUUGCCGUGCUCGUUGUGUUCCUAUUGGUGAUGAGAUUGAGUGUCAGAUUCCUGAUGUAGUCAAUUGCUCAGCCCGGACCGGGUUGGACCUGCUAACUAAACACUAUGCUGAUGCUGUUGGAUUCAAAAUUGUCUUCUUCUUGCCGGACAGGGAAGAGGAUUUUAGUUCAUAUACAGAGUUCCUGAGGUACCUAGGAACCAAGAACCGUGCUGGGGUCGCAAAAUUCAAUGACAGUACUACUAUGUUCUUGGUACCUCCAUCUGAUUUUCUCACAAAUGUUCUGAAUAUUGCUGGGCCGGAACGUUUAUAUGGGGUAGUAUUGGAAUUUGAACAAGCGUCUGCCAUGCCUGUACAUGCACCGCCACUGCCAAUGGACACACUUCAGCCACCUCCAUUUGUAGAUCCUCCACAGAAGAUAACAUCUUACCAUCAGACUGCGUACAAUAUGAUGCCUCCUAAGGAUUCACAAAUGGACUAUAACAAUGUUGCCUUACGAGAAGACGUGAAACUCCCUCCAAAAAUAGCUACUAAUGAAUCUGUUCCAUUGCAUGCAGCUCCCCCAAGUAAUACCACAUCAAUACCUCCUCCUCAAAGCAGUGUUACUUUAACGCCUGAACUUAUUGCAACUCUCACUUCUUUAUUACCACUUAAUAAUUCCUCUGGUUCUGAGUACAACACAACAUCUCCUACUUUAGGUCCUGUGUUAAAUAAUGUGACCGUUGCACCUCCUCCAGAAAGACAGGAUACACAGGGGUGGGGAUAUGAUCAACUAGCUCACCAUAACCCCCAAACCUACCCUUUACCACCACCCCAAGUUCAUCAUACGCUCUUCAAUGGCCCCCCCAGCCAUUCUGCUCAUGGAGUGGUUGGGUUCAGUCAAAUUCACGAGCAGCGCCCUUAUGACCUUCAAGUGCGCCCAACUGCGUCAAGUAAUGCAUUUGCCUCAACGAUUAACCCAGUACAAAGUGGGAAUAUGGUGGGCCCGUCGCAUGUUGACCAGCACAAUCCACAUGGAUCGUCUCAGGGUCCACUUAUUCAGAACCCUGGGGUUUUUGGAUCAGAUUCAUCUACAAUGUAUGGUUCCACUGUGCUUCAGCAGUCCUCUGUGUUGCCCAAUCAGGCAAUGAAUCCCCAGCCUUAUGCCAUUACAACCCCCCAGGCUUUGGGACCUGGAGGGAAUGCUGCCCCCUCUCAACAACUUAACUGUGGGGCAGGACAGGAAAGUAUUGAGUCCGAGGAAAAUAAGAAUGAGAGGUACAGAACAACAUUACUAUUUGCUGCAAAUCUGCUAUCGCAGAUUCAUCAACAACAACCAAAUAGUCAAAAUGGUCAAGGAUCAUGAAUUCAUUCAAAUGGUGCUUGCAUUCGUUCAGGUUUGUUGGACUACCGAACGAGGACAGUUAUUUGGGUUUCCCUGAGUGGAUUCUCAUCGGCCCGGCCCAGACUUGUAGUGAUGCCACCACCACCAUAAAUUAUUUUGUGGUGCUUUUGUCCUUUCUUUUUCUUAGUGUAGUGCUUUGUUCAGACAGUGAUCAGAAUAAUUAUUUCGUAAUCAUUAGUUAAUGACUUUUUUAUUUCGUGUUUGAUAAAUAUGCACGACCAUUGACUUUGUGCUGGUUAGCAUUCACCAAGUGUUUCUAAGUGGCACAGCCUCCCGCCACACUGGAUUUUAGAUUUUUAGGUUUCAAUUCAGGCUGAUUGGAAGGGAUGUUCUCUAGUAUACUUCAACUUUAAAAUAGACGUCUUUUAAAACAUCUUCC
Messenger RNA from Cuscuta epithymum, 3564 nucleotides. The record is from the annotation of a GenBank genome assembly. NCBI's taxonomy places the organism in Eukaryota, Viridiplantae, Streptophyta, Magnoliopsida, Solanales, Convolvulaceae.